This is a messenger RNA of Tetrapisispora phaffii CBS 4417, 501 nucleotides long. RefSeq names its product Bud20p (gene BUD20). The record is from RefSeq and is a predicted model, not a curated record. Bases 1 to 501 code for a protein of 166 amino acids. The transcript has a single exon. Gene Ontology annotation, molecular function: nucleic acid binding; zinc ion binding. NCBI's taxonomy places the organism in Eukaryota, Fungi, Ascomycota, Saccharomycetes, Saccharomycetales, Saccharomycetaceae.
AUGGGUAGAUAUUCUGUGAAGAGAUAUAAAACCAAGAGAAGAACCAAGGAUUUGGAUUUGAUAUACAAUGAGCUGACCUCAAAGGAGAAGAUACACGGCUUGUUAAACCAGCCUAUGGAUGAAACCAAACCUGGUCUGGGUCAACACUACUGCAUACACUGUGCUAAGUACAUGGAAACUGCCAUCGCCCUGAAAACACAUUUGAAGACAAAAGUUCAUAAGAGGAGAGUUAAAGAAUUAAAAGAGGUGCCAUACACUCAAGAGGUUGCUAAUGCCGCAGCAGGAGUUGAUUUGAAUAAGUUUUUAAAUAGAGUUGAACAGAUUAAAACUAAGGUCGGUAUUGAGAAAAAUGAUAACGAAGUCUUAUUAAAAGAUCAUUUAACUGAAAAAUUAUCUAAUAUUAAAUCAACUGAGCCAACUCUGCCUUGGGUCACCGAAGAAAACGUCGAACAACCUGUGGAGGCAACUAGCAGUACGCAAGAUGAAAUUAAGAUGGAUUAG